Molecule: messenger RNA, 8832 nt
Organism: Nilaparvata lugens (brown planthopper)
Lineage: Eukaryota; Metazoa; Arthropoda; Insecta; Hemiptera; Delphacidae
Cellular component (GO): Ino80 complex
Molecular function (GO): protease binding
Source: RefSeq, a predicted model, not a curated record
UAACAAUAAUCAUGGUUCUUGUUCUGUCCGCUAUUACCUCCUUUGCUAGAACGUAUAUUAUCUGCAAUGCAGAACGGGAGACACAAUAUAGGCAGAUGGAAAAAUUAGAUAAAACUUGAUACUCAUCCUUUACAAGAGAAACGAUGGAUCCAUCCAUGAGUUGGAGCAAUAUGUCGACAACGGCUUCGUCGUCGGACGGGGAAACCGAAUCGACCUGUUCGGAUGACUCCGAUGAGGCUGAUCGAAUGGAGGAGGCCCUCCUGGGCAAUUCCACCAUUCUACUACCUCAAGGUCUUUGCGAGUCCCCGGAAGUAUUCAAACAGCUGUUAUCUCCAGAGUUAUGGGAGAGCUUAUCAGAUGAACACAGAAAACAUUUGAAGACUUUUCUACCGCAUUUUCCUGAGAACGAUGAAAUGGAAAAAGAAGUUACCUGCCAAAGACUGUUUAACAGAGAAAACUUUAAGUUUGGGAGUCCCCUGGUGGAUUUUCACCGCAACCUUCAGGCCGGAUAUUUUAGACCCGACAUUUGUCAAAUGCGCACUCUUUUGAAGAAAGUGCAACAUCGUCAGUACAAACAACAACAGCGUCGCUACCACUUUCGCACGCUGAGGAAGAUCCUAGUGUCGCGACACAAGUUGCUGGAGAGUGUGUCGAAGGGUGGCAACCUCGGGCAACCUAUGUUGCGCAACUCGGAUUGCAAAGUGUUGCUUGGCGCAUCGCAACAGCGGGCGAGUGCCGUGGAGCAGCGGGUCAAGAGACGCUACUUCCAGGAGUUGAACGCCGUCAGGGAGGAGGUGGGAGAGGUGGGACUCAGCUCUGACGAUGAGAACUACCCAGAGGGUCCCCCGAUCGGCCUGAACAAGCGACAACGGCGCCAUCUGGCCCACCUGGAGCAAUCGCUGUCUCCCGACCUGCCAGUGGUCACCUCCACACUGUGCACGCGACCCGGUCCCGGUCUCGACCUGGAGGCGCGCGUCACGCCUGCGCACAACCCGUUCGACAUUAGCGACGACGCCUAUCGUCACAUGCUCGCCAAACACAAGCGCCGCAGACGAGCCAACCACGCGCAUCCCGAUAUGCAGACUCGCGGCAUCACCUUCAACGAUAUCCUCUCCAGGUGCCAGCUGAACAGAAAGCCUUUCCAGAUAAAAGCUGAACGGGAUUCGAACACACAUCAUCAUCAUCAUCAUCACCAUCAUCAUGUAAAAUCAGCUGUUGCUCCUGCCGCCUCACGUAAACCCAAGGUCAAAGUCAAGGUCGAAACAGCUACUGCUUCGGUGGGGACGGACAUGGAUUUGGACGGCUUUCCCUCGUCGGAUACCGAUGAAGGCGGGGCAGAAGAGGGGGAAUGUGGUGUAGGAGGGGAGGGAGAGAAGGUGGACGUGGUGGGGAUGGGAGAUUUGUCCCCUUUUUUCAAGACAUCGCCGCACAGUUCGCCCCACUCCUGUCACCUGUUCAUCUCGAUCCAGCAAACUGCUGGGAGGUGGAACCGUGUCAGGUGUGAUCAGUCCGGCUGUCAGCCAGCAACUGAGCACCGCUCGCCGUGUCAUCAAAGUGGAGCAGCCGAUGGCCGAGGUGGAAGCCCCGCCCACUUUGCCCCCACCCCCACCACCUCCAGCACCACCACCACCACCUCAGCCCCUGCUGUUACACCAUUGGUCGCUCCUCUUCCUCCGGCCACGCCUCUCCCGCUGGCCACGCCACCCACCUUUGCUGCUCCGCCUCCUCCUCCUCCGCCUACAAUGCCCCAGCAGCAGCAAGGGAAAGCUGUGUUGGGGGGUAAGGGAAAGCCGAUGACUACUACGCCAAUUUCAGUAGCGAGGGUGUUACAACAGCCGCAGCCGCAGCUGCAGCAGCAGACCCCAGUGGUGGUGACUUCGGCCAUCAUAUCGAUACCUCAGGGCAGCAGCAGUGCACCUCUGGUCAGUCACAUAGGUCAGCUCAGGACGCCGGCCACUCUCUCCGACCUCGACGGCAUUGACAUGAUGGAUCUGCCUGUCGACCUAGAUGACACCGACAUUACCAUACAUGACUACAAACCGGACGUGGAGCUGAUGCAAGAGACGCAUGCCUCGUUCUUCUCCCUGCUGCGAGACAUAAUCUGUUCGACGGCCGAUCACCGCAUGUCUCUGCCGGAGCUGGAACAGCGGCUCACACAGUGGGCAGAGUCACCCAUAUCGCCCUUGAAUGAGUGGUACAUGCAUGACCCACAUGCAUGGGUCACGUCGUCGCUCGCCUUUCUCGCCGGAGAGUAUACUGAAUGGCAGCCGGAUGACUUUGUGCCCUACCUAGAGUACAAGUCAGCGUUGCGCGUGUACCAGUGGAUCGGUGCGGGGAGGGACACCGACGCCCACCUCACCCCCCUCUGUCGCCUGUGGUUGGACAAACGCGAGCAGAUGGGUGGCAGGGGUGUGGGGGUGAGAGGAGGUGAGGAGGAGGAGAUGGAUGAGGAGAAGGUGUUGACAACGGAGAGAGAGAGACUGUUGGCGGCCACGCCUCCUCCGCCCCGCUCGCCCACUGAUUGGAUAGUGACUCCCUCCACGCCUGAAGAGAGGGAGGAGUUUAGGACUCAGGAGCGGCUACGCUAUGAUAACCCACACAAGGCGUUCACGUUCAGGCAGCACGGCUAUGAGUCGGUGGUGGGACCUGUGAAAGGCAUGUAUUGUGCCACCAGCCAACCACCCGGACCCCUCAAGGCCAGAGGACAUUCCCUGCUCAACGACAAACGACCAAACUAUGUCACCAUACUUGCGCUAGUUCGAGAUGCGACAGCUCGACUACCGAACGGCCAGGGUACGCGGUCAGAUAUCUGCACCCUGCUGAGAGACUCACAGUAUCUGGCAACAUUGGCACCCGACAGUGAUCUCAAUUCGGUCGUCAGUGGAGCUCUAGAUCGACUGCACUACGAACAGGACCCGUGCGUUAAGUAUGAGACUAAACGGAAGAUCUGGAUCUAUCUGCAUCGUAAUAGGACUGAAGACGAAUUCGAGAAAAUGCACCAAAUCCAACAGAAGUCGGGAAAGCCGAAGAACACUCGCAAGGCUGCCAGGGCUAAGGCCGCUGCUGCUAACAGCCAAACCAAGUCUGACCAACCGACGACUCCAGGCGGCAAGUCCAAAUCCAAAUCAGCUGCCAGCAAAGCAGCAGCUGCACAACAACAGCUGAUUCAGCAGCAGCAGCAACAACAGCUGAUUCAGCAGCAGCAGCAGCAGCUGAUUCAGCUACAGCUGCAGGAUCAUUCGUCGGUGACAGCGACCGCGGCAGCUGUGGCCGGCAUUCCCAUACAGGUCAACACCAGCGAAGCUACAGUGCUGCCAAUUUUAUCGUCGACCUUGGCAACAGCUGUGAACACAGUUACCACCAGCACAGUUGGCAACACUGUAACGGACAGCGCUAUCCACCUAACACAGGGCACCAGUGUUGCCAACAAUCCAGUGCUAACACAACGAGUGACCAGCAUAGCGCAAACGUUGGCAGUGGCUGCAGCCAAAACGGUCACUCACAAGACCACGGCAGCCAAUCAGAAGACAGCUGCAGUUGCGGCAGCCAAUCAGAAGUUAGCUGGAACGGCGGGAGCCAAUCAGAAAGCGGCUGGAACUGCGGGAUCCAAUCAGAAGGCGGCUGGAGCGGCAGGAGCCAAUCAGAAGGCGGCUGGAGCUGCGGGAGCCAAUCAGAAGACAGGAGGAGUGGCUUUGGAAGGGGGAAUGGAGCAAGUUACCUUGCCUGGCGCUCCUAAGAAGAUAAUAAGAAGUAAAGGUGCGGCGAAAACAAAACAGGCCAAACAAGCUGGAGUAUCGAAUGUUAGAAGGAUAUCAGAUGCAGCUGGGGGCAGCAACUUGGCAGUGACGGGUGUUCGGCGUAUAAUGGACCCAGGAGGCGGUGGAGUGGGGGCAGUGAGGCGAGUUGCCACCCCGGAGCAGCGCCAGAUCAAGACACUGAAGCCGGCUGGGGGCGGUAAAGAAAUAGCAGCAGCCGCCUCCAGUAUCAUUGAUUCUAGUGCAACUCAGGCUACUUUGAACAAGUUAGCGAUGGGGGCUGUUUCGACACAGGCAUUGCAAGGCAUCACGAAAACCACGCCCGCUAAGUCUUUGGUCAAAGUUAUCACUACACAGGCUGGUGGACCGGUAACUGCCCACAUGACCCAACAACAGAUGCUGUUACUGAAACAACAGCUGUUGAAUGAGCAGAAACAACAACAGCUGCAGCAACAGCCAGCGCAACAACAACAACAGCUGAUUGUGAUGAAGCAGGCGACAUCAGCUGAUCAGCAGACGUCGGCCGGCGGUGGCGGACAGAUGAUUGUCAUCAAUCAGCAGAUGGUCGAUCAACAACAGCUGACGGCCAAACAGCAGAAGCAUCUGCAACAGAUUCUCGUCAAACAACAGCUGGAACAACAGCAGCAGACACAACACCAGUUGCAGCAGUUCAAGAAACAGUUUCAGCUGGCCAAACAACAACAACAACAGCUGAUUGGCGAACAACAAAAGGCUGGUAAACCACAACAACAAAUGAUAGUACUCAAACAACAGCAACAACAACAACAGGUCGGGCAGGCACAACAACAACAACAGAAGUCAACAACUGAGCAACAGAAAACAGUGCAGCCGAUGAUAUUUGUGAAGCAGCAACAGAUUGUUGGUGAUGCUUCACAGCAACAACAGAUCACGCCGCAACAGUUUCGCCAGCUGCAACAGGUGCUGCUUGUCAAACAGAAGCAGCACCAACAACAGCAGGCGCAGCAACAGCCGAGCCAACAACAGAUUCUGCAACAACAGCAGAUGGUGUUGGUGAAGCAUCAGCUGGAGCAGGCUAAGAUACAGACGGCUAGUGGGCAGCAGGUCAAGGUGUCGUCAGCCCAGCCUUUGACGUUGUCACAAUUGCAACAAUUCCAACAGCAGCAGGGUCAACAGCAGACGCAGAGGAUAAUUGCCACUCCCAACGUCCUGGCGCAGACCAGAGUUGUUACCAGUGGUGGACAGACAAUGGUGUCAGCGGCCAACACGAGUCUGUUGAAGCAACAACAACAACAGCAGCAGCAACAGCAACAACAGGCGGUGACUGGUGGCACCCCUAUGGUGGCCAAAGUGGUGACCGCUCAAGGACAGUCGGUGCUUUCAAUGGAGAGUCUCAUAGCGCAUCAGAAAGCGGGUGGAGCUCUGCGAGUAGCCGCUAGCAAGCCUGGAAUGCCUACACAGUACACAGUGGUGUCAGUAGCGGCAGGCAGUGGGCAGCCGCGCUUGCUGCAAGCGGUAGCGGCAACCGCGUCAUCGCAACCGUCGACGGUGGUGAGCAGUGGCGGUACCGCAACGUCGGCUGCGGUUGCGGCAAGCGGCAGCGGUGGCGGAGGCAAGUCUGCGGCCGCGGUAGCAAUGCAGCAGGCAGUUGCGGCGGCGAGCGGAGGCGGAAGUGGAGGCGCGGUUACCGCAAGCGGAGGCGGAAUCCGCAUGAGCGGAAUCAACCUGACGCACAUCGGCGGAAAGCCAGUGUUGUUGGCUAGCAAGCCGCAGUCUUUGCAGGCUCAGAACGUGAUCCUGGCGUCGCAAGCGGGUGCGGCCGGCGGGGCGCAGACGGUGCUGCUGGCGCCUCAAGGCCUGCGAGGCGCGCAGACGGCGGCACACGGCACACUCACGGUGCUGCAACAGGCGCCCCAACAGAUCCUGCUGCCACCCGGCUUCCAGGGCGGCACACUCAACAUCAAGACACUGCAAGGCCUCAAGGUCAUUCCGCUCGCCGCGCAGACUACCGAAGGUGGCACGGGUCGUCAACAAGUGUUUGCCCGUAUAAUCGGACCAGCCGGCAGCAUAAGACCAACAAUAGCGAAUGUUGCCAACAUUGUGCAACAGGAAUCCAAUGCCGCUCCAGGGCCGCAUACUCAACCAUCUCAACAGUCGCCUUCGUUCGAAUAGAACGCCGUUAAAUCUAUUUGACCACCGUUAAAGUUGGUGGAAGUCCUAUUAGAUCCGUAUUUAUUUGAGGUCAUAUUUUUGCUUGUAUAAGAUUAGCCAUGAAUGAAUCCUAUCAUAAACGAAACCCGUUAUUUAAAUACAGUACAUUAGAUUUGAGAUUCAUUUUGAUUUAGGAUUUUAUUGUUUUGAAUAAAUUCAAUUUCAAACGAAAACUGUUAUUCAAAUACAGUACAUUAGAUUUGAGAUUUAUUUUAAUUUAAGAACUUAUUGAUUUGGAUACGAAUAACGUUAGUCCAGUCACUAUACAUUGGUGCUUGCAAUUUAUAUUUUAGUUCUGAUUUUAUUCUGUUUUGCCAUUUUUUGUGUAUUGGAAUAUCGGCUUAAGUACACUCAACAAUAAAUUUUCCAAUUUUUCAACCAAAUUUCACUUAUGAUGCAUAAUUUUGGACCGUCUUGACGAGCCGAGAAGAAUGAAGUGUAGUACGAUGAGAUCUGAGCAUUGUGUCAAAAGUUAUGUGUUUGAAAUUUUGAUUCUAGAGGUGUCCUGAUGCGCGCCUCUCCACUAGGGAAUACUGAAAUGAAGUGCAUGUAACAGGUGAUUCUCAUAGAACAUAAUCUCAUGAACUUAUAUCAUUGUGCGAAAUAUCAAUGUGAGGACAAAGUAGUUGGUGAUGAUGGUUGAAGCUGAAAAUUGAGUGUUUUUUACAAUACAAAGAGCAUUGUUGUCAGGUGUACCUGGAAAUCUAUUUGAGAUAGAGCGCUCUACUUGAUCUCAGAUUGUAGAGCACAAACAUACGCCCAGAGGGAUUUUGAAUUAUACAUCUAAAUGCUAUCAAUCGUAAGAUAUUGUUGAUCAAAAACUAAAAUUCAUUAAAACUGAUUUUUUUUUAAAUUUUUGAAAAUUAAUCAUAACUCAGUACUCAUUAGAGAUAGAGAGUUCCGAAUGAUUUCAUUUUAUUCAGUAUUUUAUAUUCUAAAAAAGGCGAAAGCAGAUUUCUCUGUCCGAUUACUGGAAAAUGAACAGAAAAUAUGAGUUUUUUGGGCCAUUCUGUAUCUAGCACAAGGAAAUUUUGCAUGAAGAAAUUGGCUCGGGACUUCUCUCAUGUAUCCAAAUAAUAUAUUAAAAAAUCAGAACUGUAAAAUAAAUUGCAAGCACGUCCGCUUUUUAUGUCUAUAUUUACUGGACUACAUUGAAUAAAUUCAAUUACAAACGAAAAACGUUAAUUUGAAUAGGCCUAAAGUAGAUUAGAUUUGAGAUCCAUUUUAGAUCAAACAGAAAUUUAGUGGUUUAAACCAUGGUUUAAGUAGCAAUCCCUAUUAAAUCCAUUGAUGAUCCAUUCUAGAUCCAUAUUUAAGAUCUUAUUUGGAUAAGAAUGACCUCAACUAAAAUUCAAGUUUACCAAACUCUGAUGUAGGUAAUUGAAUGUACACUAAUUGUACAAGUCAAUAAAAUGACAUCUAAAACAGAUCAAACAAAAAUUAAGUGGAUUAAAGUAGCAAUUCUAAUUAAAUUUUAUAUCACUCAGAUUAAACCAUGGUUUGAUUCGAAAGCUGGUGGUUUUUCAACACUAAGCCCCGAUUUCACAAAAGUCGGUUAAAUUCUUCAAUGUUGUUUUCCAUCAUGAACUGCUUAUUAUUAAAUCACUUUUUGCCAUUGAAAAGAACGACUAUCAGUCAGAAUUUUUUACAGUAAAUGAAUUAAUCACUCACUGUGACGAGAUCUUUCGGCAGGUUCGCCAUCUUCUUGGUUGUAUUCAUAGACAAGUAUAAGGAUAGGAUGGCAAUUUUUAGUGUGCUGUUGGUCGGUUAAAUUUUAAUCGUGAUUAAAUGUCACGAGAACCAAUUAAAUAAUACUUGUUUCGGAAAAGCAUAAUAAUUAUAUUCUGUUUGACUCUCAUGGCAUUUAAUCAUGAUUAAGAAUAAACAGGCUUUUAUGCAACUGGGACUAAUAGGAUUCACCUUUUUUGACCUAAUGUUUCUACAACGCAAUAUACUAAAUAUUAUAUUAGAUUUAUCUAUAGAGAAAAUUUAUUAUAAGGAAAUGGAUGUGAAUAUAGUGAUUUAUAUCAGUUUUAUAUCAAGAUUAUAAUAAUAAAUAGUUUAUAAAUUGUAUAUAUUGAAUGUAGAGGUAUACCAAGAUGUUAAUAAUAUUCAACAAGUGAUGUAGACAUGUAAGAUAAGUUAUAAUUUGUUUUUCUAUCAAAUCGGUUCAGUGUUUAAUAAUGAAUUAAUUACAUGCUGCCUGCAAUCUGCAUAUGAAUACAAAAUGUAGACCAAUUUAGAAAUAUGAUAGACUAAUGUUGCAAUAAUAUAUAAUGCUAACUAUGAGUGAUAUUUUCAUACAAUAGAUUAGGUUUAGUAUUCAUUUGAUUAUCGUUAAUAUUGAUGUACAAAUUAGGAGGUAAUUAGUGAAUAAGCCAGCAGUUCUAACUUCUAAGAAGGUGUAAACCGAUAAUACUCAUUUUAUUCUAAAAAUUAUUUAUUCUAAAUUUAUGUUCUGUGUUGUACUGAAGUUGAUGUGGUGUAGGCUGUAUUCAAACUUCUCUGUGAUUGAUAUCAGAAAUAUUUAUUUGUGAAAAAUGUUAUCCUCAAAGUUUAUUUAUAUGUUUAUUUCUUAUACAUAAGAAACCUAGAAACGGACCAAGUCCAAGACGACUCUUUUUCCUAAUUUUGAUCAAAAGUUCAAAUGUAGACUAUGUAGCUAUUUCCAAUAUUUCUUCAAGAUUUCAGUAUUUUUCUGAAGCCUUUUGGGAUUGGUCUCAAUAAAUUUAUUUUAGUUAGUUAAUGGAGUAUUUCAACAAUCUGGACCUGUACUUAUGUACUAUUCUAUUAUUUAGUUAUGUUUAAAAUUGAAAAUGGGUAAAAUUCUAAAUAAAUAUCAGUAAGGAUAAUCCUAUGCCAAAAAUAAAUGCAUACUUAAUACGAA